AUGCCUGCCAUCCGCGUUCUCAACCCCUUCACCUCCUCCACCACCGUCUCUCCCGACUCCGCCGUCCUGUCGGAGAAGGACUCCAUCCGCCUCGAGUCCCGCCAACUCCCUCCCAGCAAGCAGGCGGUCCGCUUCAAGGCCCCAAAGUUCUCCCUGCCCUUCUCCAACGGCACGCCCAAGACGCCGCGAACGCAACCCACUCAGCCUGCAUCCGACUCCGUGCAACAGGCAAAGUUAGAGGCCCCGCAAAUCCCCGUCUUCAGGCCACCGAGCCCACAGAUUCCCACCUUGAGCCUGCCGACGAUAAAUUUGACGACAGCCACGGGCGAGAAGAGCAAGAUGGAAAAGGGCGAGCCAUUGACCCUCUUUCAGCCUCCCACACCCUCGGAGCAGAGGCGCAUUGCACGCCAACACGCUACAUUCGGUCCUCUGGGCUCCAAGCAGCACCUCUACUCCUCGCGGUUCGUGGGAGACGAGUUUCCCGAACCCAUUGAGGAUGAGCCGCCAUACUACUACCUCAUCACCACCUACAUCUCCUACCUGAUCCUCAUCAUCUUUGGCCACGUACGAGAUUUCUUUGGCAAGCGAUUCAAGCCGGACCAUUACAAGCAACUGCGCGAGCAGGAUGGCUACGCUCCCCUGAAUUCCGACUUCGACAACUUUUACAUCCGUCGAUUGCAACUGCGCAUCAACGACUGCUUCAGGCGGCCUGUCACGGGAGUGCCAGGACGCUUCAUCACCCUGUUGGAUCGCCAGAGUGACGACUUCAACUUGUCUUUCAAACUCACUGGCACGACGACCCAGACGCUGAACAUGUCCUCCUACAACUAUCUCGGCUUCGCUCAAUCCGAAGGCGAGUGUGCAGACGCUGCCGAACAAAGUGUGAAGAAGUACGGCAUCUCCUUCUGCUCACCAAGAGCCGAUUCAGGAACGUCUGAGUUGCACGUCGACGUUGAACGUCAGGUUGCCGAGUUUGUUGGAAAAGAGGCAGCUACCAUCUACUCCAUGGGUUUCGUGACCAACGCAACCGUCUUCCCCGCUCUGGUUGGCAAAGGCUGCCUACUGAUCUCCGACCAACUGAACCACUCAUCUAUCCGAUUUGGAGCCAGGUUAAGUGGAGCUGUAAUUGACAUGUUCAAGCACAACGACAUGGCUGCACUCGAGAAGCUACUACGGGAGAGAAUAUCACAGGGUCAGCCCCGAAGCCACCGACCUUGGAGAAAGAUAUUGGUCGCGGUGGAAGGCUUGUACAGUAUGGAGGGAACCAUGUGCAAUCUUCCUGGUCUCGUUGCGCUGAAGAAGAAGUACAAGUUUGCGCUGUACGUUGACGAGGCGCACUCCAUUGGCGCCAUUGGCCCACGAGGCCGUGGCGUUUGCGACUACUUUGGCAUUUCUCCUUCCGAGAUUGAUAUCCUGAUGGGCACCUUCACCAAAUCCUUCGGAGCAAACGGGGGUUACAUCUCUGGCAGCAAGACUCUCAUCGACAAGAUUCGCGUCAACAAUGCUGGAACACUCUAUGGUGAGUGUCCAUCUCCAGCUGUCCUUAGCCAAAUCAGCUCGAGUCUGCGAAUUAUCGCUGGCGAGCUCGCUCCAGGCCAGGGCGAGGAGCGUCUACAGCGUCUUGCUUUCAACAGCCGGUACUUGCGACUCGGACUCAAGAGGCUGGGAUUCAUUGUCUACGGGCAUGACGACAGCCCUAUCAUUCCUCUGCUGCUGUACCACCCAGCCAAGAUUCCUGCGUUCUCGCAUGAAAUGCUCAAGCGCAAGAUCGCCGUUGUAGUGGUGGGAUACCCAGCGACACCUUUGAUCUCCUCCCGAGCUCGGUUCUGCGUGAGUGCUGCACACACCAAGGAUGAUCUAGACCGAUUAUUGGCAGCAUGCGACCAAGCUGGCGAGGUUCUCCAACUCAAGUUCAGCUCUGGCAUUGCAGGAGGUCAGGAACCCAUCCACGAAGGUCUCACAAACGAGCAGGAAAUGGAAUACCGUUCAUGUCUUGAAGCAGGCGGCAAGCCCGCCGUCACUCCACCACGAUGGAGGCUGGAAGAUGUCAUCAAGCGAGGCGUGCAAGACGUGAAGAAGCCGUUGGUGUAG
Molecule: messenger RNA, 2091 nt
Organism: Lecanosticta acicola
Lineage: Eukaryota; Fungi; Ascomycota; Dothideomycetes; Mycosphaerellales; Mycosphaerellaceae
Source: the annotation of a GenBank genome assembly